Messenger RNA from Sphenostylis stenocarpa, 786 nucleotides. NCBI's taxonomy places the organism in Eukaryota, Viridiplantae, Streptophyta, Magnoliopsida, Fabales, Fabaceae. The record is from the annotation of a GenBank genome assembly.
AUGGCUGGAGCAUUAAGGAAGUGCAUGAUGCUGUGCUGCACGAGCAAGAUUGUCUCUAAGGAAGAGAUGGCAGGAGAAUCAUACGAGGAAGCCAUUGCAAGUCUGACCAAGCUUCUCAGUGAGAAAGCCGAACUCGGCAACAUCGCCACCGCAAAAAUCAGGGAUCUGACGGCGGAGCUUCAGGCGGCCGGUUCGUUUAACCCGGAGGAGAGGAUCAAAACCGGCUUCAUCAACUUUAAGAAUGAGAAAUUUGUGAAAAAUCCUGAUCUAUAUGGCGAACUUGCCAAAGGUCAGAGUCCAAAGUUUAUGGUAUUUGCAUGCUCGGACUCGAGAGUUUGUCCAUCCCAUAUUCUGGAUUUCCAACCCGGUGAAGCCUUCAUGGUCCGAAACAUUGCCAACAUGGUUCCACCGUAUGACAAGACGAGGUUUUCAGGAGCAGGGGCAGCCAUUGAAUAUGCAGUCUUGCAUUUAAAGGUGGAGAAUAUUGUAGUUAUUGGACACAGUUGCUGUGGAGGUAUAAAGGGGCUCAUGUCUAUCCCAGAUGACGGGACCACUGCAAGGCAAGUUAAAGCAGAAACAAGUGAGUUAAGUUUUGCAGAGCAGUGUACUAACUGUGAGAAAGAAGCUGUGAAUGUAUCACUUGGGAACCUGUUAACUUAUCCAUUUGUUAGAGCUGGGGUUGUAAACAAAACUCUAGCUUUGAAAGGAGCACAUUAUGAUUUCGUUAAUGGCACUUUUGAGCUUUGGGAUUUGAACUUCAAGCUUCUGCCCUCUGUAUCUGUUUAA